This is a messenger RNA of Oncorhynchus kisutch (coho salmon), 1174 nucleotides long. Its product is annotated as cytochrome b-c1 complex subunit Rieske, mitochondrial-like. Gene Ontology annotation, cellular component: membrane. Lineage: Eukaryota; Metazoa; Chordata; Actinopteri; Salmoniformes; Salmonidae. The transcript has 2 exons. The record is from RefSeq and is a predicted model, not a curated record. Bases 290 to 1066 code for a protein of 258 amino acids. Gene Ontology annotation, molecular function: quinol-cytochrome-c reductase activity; 2 iron, 2 sulfur cluster binding.
CAAAUGCUGGCAUAUGAAUUGCCGGAGAAAAAUUACAAACUUUUUGGAAUUAAUCUACGUGAAGCAUCUUUUUAUUACGAAAUAAGUCACCUAUUUUAUAUUUUGAUAAUUAAUGCGAUUAUUGAGGCAUAAUGGUAGCUAAAUACUAAAUAAAUUGCUUACAGUAUCCUAAAAUAUACGUCAGGAUUUUACGCAGGCCGAUCGACCUGACAAUAAAUGGAGGAACUCACGGGUCUUUUCAAAGGUCGGUGUGUCCCCCAACCGAGUUAAAUUACUGGUUCGGAUAAAGAUGCUGUCCUUAGCCGCUCGUUCUGGGGCUUUGUCCCCGUACUUGCAGGCGACCAAUGUAGCUGUGAAUGGAUCCCUCAAAGCACUGCUCCCUGGAGCGGUGAAGGGAGAUUCACUGCUGAAAUCCAGCUCACAGAAGACGCCCGCUAUUUCAGCUUGCGUUAGUGCCCCUGGUGGAAUUCGCAUGGCCCACACAGACAUCAAGGUCCCAGACUUCUCUGACUACCGUCGUCCUGAGUUGCUGGACCCCAAGAAGUCCUCCCAGGAGAGCAGCGAGUCCAGGAAGACCUUCUCCUACCUGGUCACUGGGGCCACAGCUGUGGUGGGCGUCUACACAGCCAAGACGGUGGCCACCCAGUUCAUCUCCUCUAUGAGCGCCUCAGCCGACGUGCUGGCCAUGUCCAAGAUUGAGGUGAAGCUGGGAGAGAUCCCAGAGGGCAAGAACAUGACCUUCAAGUGGAGGGGCAAGCCUCUGUUCAUCCGCCACCGAACUGAGAAGGAGAUCGCCACCGAGGAAGCUGUGGAUAUGGCCAUGCUACGUGACCCCCAACACGACAAGGACCGCGUAGCCAACCCGAAGUGGAUCAUCGUGAUCGGUGUCUGCACCCACCUGGGCUGUGUGCCCAUCGCCAAUGCCGGAGACUACGGAGGAUACUACUGUCCCUGCCACGGCUCCCACUACGACGCCUCAGGGAGAAUUCGGAAGGGACCCGCACCUCUCAACCUAGAGGUGCCCUAUUACGAAUUCCCAGACGACGACACCGUUGUUGUGGGAUAAUGUUUGAGCUCCAUUACUUCCCUCACUAGUAUAUUUAUUUGUUUUUUCAAAUGGGUCUGUCUGAGAACUUAGGUUACUAAUAAAGGGGCAUUUUAAAAUAACCUGAAA